CUUAUAUUUUGCAAAAACAAAGAUUUUAAACAAUUUUUAAUGUAAUUAAAAAACCACGGUAAGUCAAGGCUCAUAUCACGAUAAGUCAUCCUUUUCACGAGUCUAAUACAGCGAUACAGGAUAAUCAAGAAACAAAUAUAAGAAUAAAACAGGAUAAUAAUCAAGUUCAAAGAGCAAAUAUGGCUAAAACAUCUUUAGAAUUGCAAGCACCAUUACAAAACAUUGGUAAAGUGAAAUUUGAUACUCCUAAAGUUCCUGUAAUAUUUAUUUUAGGAGGUCCAGGUAGUGGAAAAGUAACCCAUUGUGAUACCCUAACACAAGAAAAGAAAGGCUUAAUACAUAUAAACAUGAUGGAUUUAUUACAGCAAUAUGCCAUCGGAAAUGAUAUGCAAGAUUUCUCACAACUUGCAUCAAAAACUGUGACCGAAGUCCUGAUGCUGGAAAUGAAAAUGUCUCCCCAAGCCAAAGCAUACCUAAUAUCAGGCUAUCCUAGGUCUAUGAGAGAUGUAGUUGAAUACUCAGAAAAGAUACAAAUUGUAAAUGGAGUUAUUUUAAUAUCAUGGAGGCAAGCCGUUUUACAAAAACAAAUUGACUACGGAGCAAAACUAGGACACGUUGUGCUAUCGUUAGCAAAAAUGGAGUUAGAAAAUUUUUUUAAACAUGUGAUGCCUGUAGCUGAUUACUUUGAUCAGAGCUCAAUGUUGAUUGCGGUCAAUGGUGAACGUACUCCGUCUGAAGUGUAUCAAGAUUUUCGAAUAGCUGUUUUUGAUAUUUUGAAUCAACAAGAAGAUCAAGAAGCUUUACUAAACGGAGUGGCUGGAAUUGGAAAUGGCGAGCACAAUAUUCCAGGAAGCAUUGUUAGUGUAGAUACUGCACCGAUUCGUAAAGAUAGUACUAGUUUUCUAGUAGCUGAACGUUAUAAUGAAAAUGCUUCUAAACAAACUUCAAACACGAUGAGAAAUACAAAAAACAAAGACUCGGUUAACAUGAAUUACGUGCCAAACUCCCUAUGCGAGCAGGCAGUUAUUUUAUCAAAUCAUUCUAAAGUUCCACACAUCAUUUGGGUAAUUGGUGGUCCUGGAAGCAAUAAGGCAACAUUGUGUUUAAAAGCAGUCGGUAUAAAUCCAGGAUGGGGACACAUAAGUAUCGGCCGUCUUCUACGAGCUAUUUCAGAAUCUGAGGUGAAACCGUUUACAGAAGAAUUUGAUGUCAAAGAAGCUUUAGCAAACGGAGAAAUGGUAAAAAAAUAUACGCUAGACAAAUUGAUCGAGAAGCAACUCAAAUAUUUAAGUGGUAAAAUAGGAGUUAUUAUAGAUGGUUAUCCACGAGAUAUAACACAAGCAAACUAUUUUGAGUCAAGAUAUAAGCAAAAGCCCCCAAUUGUUUUACUGGAUUGCUCAAAACUUCAAUUAGGAAGAGGACGCAUAGAUGACACCGUAUCAUCAUUCAGACGUAGAUUGGAACUUUUCAGAGAAUCAACCUUGCCUAUGCUGAAACAUAUGGACACAUCUGGACGUCUAACUAUUGUUGAUGGAGAUACAGACAGUCCAAUAGUGCAACGUGAAUUUGAGCGGAUCAUUCGGCAAAAAAUUGACAUGAUUAUGGAAAACGAGCGGAUACAAAAUGAAAAUAACCAUACGAAAGGCAGCUUCUCGGGGUUCGGAAAAUUUCGAGAUCAAAUAAAAAAUUGAAGAAGUAUUUACAGAAACAAAUAAAAUAUAAAAUACUUCAAUGUAAGAAUCAAAUACAAAAAAAAAAUCAAUUUAUCGUACAUAGUUUAAUAAAGCAACUUGAUGAGUAGCA
Messenger RNA from Culicoides brevitarsis, 1803 nucleotides. Its product is annotated as adenylate kinase isoenzyme 5. The record is from RefSeq and is a predicted model, not a curated record. Gene Ontology annotation, biological process: CDP biosynthetic process; UDP biosynthetic process. The coding region runs from base 180 to 1691 and encodes 503 amino acids. Lineage: Eukaryota; Metazoa; Arthropoda; Insecta; Diptera; Ceratopogonidae. The transcript is spliced from 9 exons. Gene Ontology annotation, molecular function: ATP binding; UMP kinase activity. Gene Ontology annotation, cellular component: nucleus; cytoplasm.